Molecule: messenger RNA, 483 nt
Organism: Geodia barretti
Lineage: Eukaryota; Metazoa; Porifera; Demospongiae; Tetractinellida; Geodiidae
Source: the annotation of a GenBank genome assembly
UUACAAUCAUUACAGACAGUGUUUUAGAGUCGAAUGAAACUUUCCAUGUCUCCGUUACCACUGAGCUACCGAGUGUGAAUAUUGGCGUCAGUGAGGCCCUGAUUACCAUCAUAGACAAUGAUGAGGUUGUUUCUGAGGUUUUCUGAUGAGCAGCAAAGCUCAUAUGAAGAGUCUGAAAUGGCAGCUACUGUGUGUGCAUCUCUGAGUGGAGCCAUUGAGAGAACGGUGGUGGCAACAAUCACUGCACAGGAUGAAACUGCCACAGCUGAGAGUGGCGACUACUCCAUUACUAGUGGAGAGUUGGUAUUCGAAGCAUCAACUGAGCCCAUAGCCUGUACCAGUGGGAUUAUGAUUCUCCAAGAUCAAGUUCUGGAGGAUGAAGAGACGUUCUUUCUCUCACUGGAAUCAUCAGACCUGUGGGUCAAUUUGGACCCUGUUGCCUCCACACUAACAAUUGAAAUAAGAGAUGCCAAUAGUAAGUAC